Molecule: messenger RNA, 1263 nt
Organism: Spodoptera litura
Lineage: Eukaryota; Metazoa; Arthropoda; Insecta; Lepidoptera; Noctuidae
Source: RefSeq, a predicted model, not a curated record
CUGUACGGUUAAUGUACGUACAAGUUAGAUUUAAUGUGUUCAUUAAAUACCAUGUUUUGUUCUACCGACUUGGGAGAAAUAACUUGGAUUUUUAUUACUCAUAUUUCUUUGAGAUUGUGAAGUUUACGCCCGUCUCGAUUGCUACAAAAGCCACUAAACAGCAACAAUAACAUAGUAUAAAGAGUCUACAUUGAAGUAUUUACACAGCUUGGCCUACGAACAACAAAUAACAAACGAUUCAAAUAACUAACUACAAGGAGUUUAGUAGUUCACGAUAACUUGGUUAAACGUAUUGUUGUGAAUAUUAAAACAGUUUAAAUAUAAUAUUGGCUGCACAAUGGGACUUUCAACGUUCAUGUUGACCGCCUUCUUAGUCGUUAUGACUAGUGGAUUUAAUUAUGGCCACUUCUUUUUAGCUGGCUGGCCAGGAUGGCCCACAGGAGACAAUCCUUUUGCAGGAUACCAUUCACCUAUGCUGACUUCAUUACGUUUCGGUCCAAUCUCAAUGCCGAAUCCUGGCAUUCCAAAGUUCCCCACGAUCCCAUCACCAACGUUCCUAUUUCCUUUCCCAACUAUGCCAACAUUCCAAUCUAUACAAGAUAUGGUAAAAACAAUGCCAAACAAGGGCUCUUACUCUGGCGUGGUAGUGAGCACCCAGACAGAAUCGAAAAUGAAAGAUGAUGGUACUCUGGUCAAAAAGGGCGGUUCUACUAUUUUGAUCAACGACGACGGAAAAGUUACGGUGCAUACCACUGGAAACAACCCACCCGACUUAAACCAGAUAAAGCCGACGACAAUAACACUACAUCAACAGAAAUAUAACUUCCCCCCGUAUAAGUUUAGGCCAAUUAGACCAUUUAAGUUGAAGAACGUGUUCGAUAGUUUUGAAAACUUCCAAAAUUUCGACGAUUUUCCCAAAUUUCCCGAAAUAAAGCCGAUUGACUUUGAUAUUAUCAAGACUUAUCAGCCUGGAAACGGGGAGAACUUCCGAGGUCAUUCCAUCAUCAGCAACUCAUACUCGACUAAUAACAAUGGCCAGGUAUCACAAGGAGGCCACAUAGCAGUCGUACAAAAUGAUAACGGACAAGUAAAAGAAGAAAAGAUAGUUUUUUGAAAAAAAGAAUAAUUACGAAAAUUUUGUACUCAUCAUAUUUCUAUGUUUCAUUGUUAAUUCAGCUUUAUUUCUGAAGAAUCAAGUUGUUUUUUGAGUAAUCAUGUUUUGUUCUUUUCUUUAUUAAAUUUUUAAAGCGAUCAUGUCUUGUC